This is a messenger RNA of Clonostachys byssicola, 1602 nucleotides long. Lineage: Eukaryota; Fungi; Ascomycota; Sordariomycetes; Hypocreales; Bionectriaceae. The record is from the annotation of a GenBank genome assembly.
AUGACGUCCCUUGCGGUGGUGGAACCAACCCUGCAAGCCCAAAGAGAGUCCUUUUCUCUCCCAAUCCACGAUGCCACCUACCUCCUCGUCCGAGGCUCUGUAGCUCUUGUUCUAGGAGUAAUCCUCUUCAUGAACAUCCAUGGUGACUCUAAAGUCUCCAGUAUCCCCUUGAUCAAUCAAGCCAAGGGUCUUGAUAUCGCCAACUGGGGCUGGCGUUGGCGCUUCGCUUUCUAUGCUGAAGAGCUACUCCAGAAGGGCAUGGCUCUAUACAAAGACAGGCCGUUCAAGCUCAUGACAGACUCUGGAGAGAUCAUUGUGCUUCCUUCCAACCUUGUCAGCACCAUUGGAAGUGAAGACAGACUCUUGCUGCGAGAGUCUGUCGCCGAGGACUUCCACGCUCAUCUCCCUGGCUUUGAGGUAUUCGCGGCCGCCGCACGAUACGACCAGCUGGGUCAGAGUGUCGUCCGAAAGAGGCUCACCAGAUCACUAAACAAAAUUACUGAGCCGCUGUCGCAAGAAGUAAGCUUUGCCACCGAGCUGCGUCUAGGAAACGGUAAAGAAUGGAAAAAGGUCUACAUCUACAAGGAGAUUCUCGACAUCGUCGCCCGGAGCUCAUCGCGGGUCUUCCUUGGUCCCGAGAUCUGCCGCAACGAAGACUGGCUCGACAUUACAAAGCGCUACACUUCUGAAGCCUUCAUCGGUUCAGCCAUUCUCCGCGCAUUUCCCAACUGGUUCCGCAACGUUGCCCACUGGGUUAUCCCGCAGUGCCGCAACUUGCGAUGGAUGGCCCCUAAAGCCCGAGAGAUCAUCACUCCCUUCAUCGAGGAAAGGCGACGACUCCGGGCUGAGAGCCUCGCCAAGGGAGAGGAACCUGAAUCCUUUGAUGAUGCCAUUGACUGGUUUGAAGACGAGAGCAACGGUGCGCCAUAUGAUGCUGCUAUUGCUCAGCUUGGACUCUCCAUGGCUGCUAUCCACACCACCUCGGACUUGCUCACUGAGACCCUGCUUCGACUUGCCAGACGCCCUGAGCUUGUUGAGGAAUUGAGGUCAGAAGUCAUCCAAGAGCUCCGAAAAGAUGGAUGGAAGAAGACAUCGCUCUACAAUAUGAAACUGCUUGACAGUGUCAUCAAGGAGUCCCAGAGACUGAGACCUAUUUCAAUGGUUUCAAUGGUUCGAAAAGCAGUCGAGGAUGUCCCUCUUCCCACUGGUGAAGUCAUCCCCAAGGGCCACCGCACUGUCGUCCUCACAGACCAGCACCGCAGCGCCGAGCUCUUCACGAACCCAGAUGAAUUUGAUGGCCAUCGGUUCGUAAGACAGCGUGCCUGCCCCGAGACUGAGAACACUGCGCACUUCGUCUCAACCACUUCUUCAAGCCUUGGCUUCGGCCAUGGUAAGCACGCUUGCCCUGGCCGCUUCUUCGCCGCCAACGAGCUCAAGGUCAUCCUGUGCCAUCUCCUUGUCAAGUAUGACUUCAAGGUGGGACCCGAUGCGCCAGCUGAGCCCGAGCCUCUCAAGUACUCGUUUGCACUUCAGGCCGACCCUUGGGCUCAGCUGUACUUGAAGCGUCGCGACCGUGACGGCCUGGAUAUCGACGCCAUCUAG